Echinops telfairi (small Madagascar hedgehog) is the source of this 933-nucleotide messenger RNA. Its product is annotated as olfactory receptor 4Q2. Gene Ontology annotation, cellular component: membrane. The transcript has a single exon. NCBI's taxonomy places the organism in Eukaryota, Metazoa, Chordata, Mammalia, Afrosoricida, Tenrecidae. Gene Ontology annotation, biological process: G protein-coupled receptor signaling pathway. The record is from RefSeq and is a predicted model, not a curated record. The coding region runs from base 1 to 933 and encodes 310 amino acids. Gene Ontology annotation, molecular function: G protein-coupled receptor activity; olfactory receptor activity.
AUGGAUAAAAACCAGACAGAAUUUGUGAGAGAAUUUGUCCUGGCAGGCUUUUCCCAGUCACCAAGCAUUGAGGCAGGGCUCUUCGUAUUAUUUCUCUUCUUCUACGUGUCCACUUGGGUGGGCAAUGUCCUUAUCAUGCUCACCGUGGCCUCUGAUAGCCAACUGAAUUCAUCUCCCAUGUAUUUCCUGCUUGGCAAUCUGUCUUUCCUGGACCUCUGCUACUCAACUGUAACGACACCAAAGCUUCUAGCUGACUUCCUUGAUAAGGACAAGCUCAUCACCUAUGACCAGUGCAUUGUGCAGCUCUUCUUCCUGCACUUCGUAGGGGCCGCAGAAAUGUUCCUGCUCACAGUGAUGGCCUACGAUCGUUACGUGGCGAUUUGCCGCCCCCUACACUACACCACUGUCAUGAGUAGAGCAUUAUGCUGUUUUUUGGUCGUUGCUUCUUGGACUGGGGGGUUUGUGCAUUCCACUGUUCAGACAAUUCUCACCAUCCAUCUCCCUUUCUGUGGACCAAACCAGGUGGACAACUUCUUUUGUGAUGUUCCUCCUGUCAUCAAACUGGCCUGUGCAGAUACUUUUGUCAUUGAACUGCUAAUGGUGUCUAACAGUGGGUUGAUCUCCACCAGCUCCUUUGUGGUACUGGUUUCUUCCUAUACCACUAUCCUGAUCAAGAUUCGCUCCAAGGAAGGAAGACAAAAAGCACUCUCUACCUGUGCUUCCCAUCUCAUGGUGGUAACACUCUUUUUUGGACCCUGCAUUUUCAUCUAUGCUCGGCCUUUUUCUACUUUUUCUGUGGACAAGAUGGUAUCUGUGCUCUACAAUGUUAUCACCCCCAUGCUGAAUCCGCUCAUCUACACUCUACGGAACCAAAAUGUUAAGUCAGCCAUGCGAAAGCUGUGGGACAGGAGUGAUCUUACUAGGAAAAAGUAA